AGACUUCUUCCAGACUUAUUUCACAGCCUCCGUCAGCCCAUCUUCCCCUCUGCUUCCCUCACUGCCUCAUCCGUCACUCCUCUACCCAGCAGCAGCUCUCAAUCCCAGGUAAACCCCAACCCUAGGCCAAGUCCCUGUGAACCUCAGCCCUAACACAACCCCAGACCUAACACACUCCUGCCUUUAUUCUUAGAUGUUUUUACACCAUCUUACUAACUGAUAACAUUAUAAAUAUGCUUUCUUUUCUCCUGUCCUUGUGACUUGACAGGGCCUGCUACUCUCCUCCAUGCACCUCUCAGCUGACCUACCAUCCAUCAGUCAUGACCACAGACUCAUCGUCUCCCCAGUCCCCCUGCCUAUCUCCUCCCUCAUGGCCAAUCAAACCAGUGGGACCGGUGGAGGUUCCUCCUAUGUACAGAACUACAUGCCUCUGUUCACUGCGUCAGUGCCCCCUAGUGGUCAGGCUGGAGGCUCCUCCCUCAUGCAACCCUCAGCCCCUCCCACACUGCCACACACCCAGCCCUGCCAGGGUGCUGUCACUGCAACAUCAGUAGCCCCCCCACCCCUGGACGAUGCCACAAGCCUGGACGGUUCCCCACCCCCAUCUGUCAUCACACACACAGCCUCCUCCACUGUUACACCCAGUGAGGCUGCCACCACCUUCAGUCAGGGCUCUGAGCUCAGCUCCCUGACCCGGGCUCCUCCUCCACCACCACCCCCCCUCCAGCCUCUGGCACCCUCACCUGCCAUCCCCCUCCAUCACCCCCAGACUUUCGCCCUGCCCAGACCCAUCCAGCCUUCUUGCCCCAACAAAAAGACAUGCCAUGUGCAAAGGAUUGUUCCUGCCAAUCCCAUCCCCUCAUCUCACCUCAUCCUAACAAGUGAGUUAAUCACAUCCCAAAGUAUUUAAUUGUUGAUGGAUGAUAAUGGUGUAUUGAUGUAAUAUUGAAUGAAUGCAUGCCUAGCAGGUGCUACCCCCCCCCCCCCCCCCCCCCCCCCCCCAAAACACUACCACAUAGAUACAAUAGUAAUUAUUGAAGUGGGGGAUUACUGCUCCACUAGAGAGCUAUCUCAUAUUGUGAUCUCACCACAAGGUGGCAAUACUGUUUCUCAUUUUUAUAGUCAGUCACUAUUGUAAUGAAAAACAGAAUGAAACCUAGUAAAUGUUUGUAGGCAAUUCAGCCCAAAUGAUCCUAGCAAAGAUCAUCAAUGACAUCCAAGCUCAAUAUUAGAGAUGAAAUAAAUGAGAGAAAAUCAGCAUUUAUUCUGUGAUGGUUGUAAUGUCAAAGGUUUUGCUGUCUCAGCCCCCUUCCCAGGGCAUACCAGUGCAGUGAUUGUUACUCCAACUCCCCUGAAAGCAGACGUGGUUCCCUCAACUGGCGUGGUCAUCGCCUCCUCAAGCCUAUCAAGGGUAAGACCAUGUCUGCUCUGAAGUGCCUCCCUUACUUUCAUCUGAACCCAGUUUUAUGUACGUUCGUUUUCAUUUCAUUUGUGUUUUAUUUCUACCCAUCCCUCUAUCUCUCUCUCAGGCUCCUGGAUUUCAUAUCCUUCCACAGACUCCGAAGUCUCCCCAGCUCAUUAUCAGUAAAGAGGACUGUACUGGUGAGAGUGACAUAUGCAUACAGGAUGUGGCAUGGUAACACAUGCAUACACAUUGUUUUGGAAUGUUUACAGCACUGUUCUGCUUUCCAUCUGUUUCUCCCAGGGCAUGAGGAGCGUGGCUCAGGUCAGGGGUCACCGUGUGGGUCAGAGCAGGUCUCCAGUCCUCAGUCUCCCCUCAGCAGCAGCAGCACAGCCCUCUCCAAGAACGAGUCCAACCAGGUAACAGCAGCCCACCCGCCUGCCUGCUACUCUCUCUCUCUCGUGUCUGUUUCCUUGACUGUUUAUAACUCCAGCUUUUUCAAGCAGGUCCGGUGUUGCGUGUGCCUGCCGUAGAAGCGUUGCAAACUCUGAUCAUUGUGAUGAUGUGUGUCUCUGUUCUCUCACUGUCUGUUCCAGAGCCGUAGGGUGACCCAUAUCACUGCUGAACAGAAGAGGCGCUUUAACAUCAACAUUGGCUUCAAAACGCUGAGCAGCCUGGUUCCCACUCUCAAGUCCCAGUCCAAUGUAAAGCCAUUAUAUCUGUCUGUUGUCUGUCUACUGAGUCAUCAUACUCAUAUCUUCCAGAUCUAGCUUUUGAUGGCUUUUAUUGAAAGAUCAUUUCAGAAGCAUUGUGUAUGCACAUUGCACAUCCAGAUAUUUUCAGGUGCAGGGUACAAAUAAUAAAGUAAUGGAAGAAAGAUGGAUACCCUCACACUGUUAAAUGCUCCAACAUGCAACCCAAAGCUUUUAUUUAAACUAUAAAAAAAAAAAAAAGACAUACAUUUCUCCAUGACCUUCCCAAUAUCGCCAACCAUUCUUGUUGUGUUUAAUACCAGAUCAGUAAUGCGGCCACGCUGCAGAAGACAGUGGACUACAUUGCGAAGCUGCAGCAGGAGAGGCAGCAAAUGCAGGAAGAGACCAAGAGGCUACGGGAGGAGAUUGAGGAGAUCAAUGCCUCCAUAAAGUACGUACUGCCUCACUGUUAUGUUAUCUCGCUCCUCUUGAGGAGACGGUUUCAGUAUUGGUACACAGCAAUAUAUAGGGUGUCCAAUCAAAAUCUUUUGACCAAUGGGAAAAAUUAUAUGUUAAUUGUGUAGAUAAUCCUCUAAGAAAACCAAUGGUCCAAACCUCAUGUCUCUUAUUAUAAUCUGUUCAAAAGUUAUUGGAGUGUUUACCCUUGUAGGAUGGCCAGAAAUAGGGUGACUAAAUCAAUGGAGGCCAGAGAAAUUAAGUGGUAAGAAAUCUGGAAAAUUGCAUUGCGUGCAUGAAUCGUCAUUUUUCUUCUCGAAUCCGCAGGAUAUAAAACAAUAUAGAGGUAAGAUGGAUAUUGAUUUUGAGACUUAGUAUUUUCAUAUUUUAAUAUACACUUUUCAUAUUUAUUCGACGAUUUCUCACAAAAACAAGCAUAUCUCUGUGAAAUGUCAACAGAGCACUGAACGUAUACCAAGUAUUUUUUUUAAAUCUUCAAAGCCUUUUACAUUUAAUUAGGCUUGUGUCAUGCUAAUUUAGCUUUUUGUGACCCGCGGAAACAACUUUUGAAGACAACGACCACAAAAUGUAAAAUCCUCUAAAGUUAUUCAGAGAAACCUGCACAGCUAUGUCAAGAGCUCAUGGCUUAUUAUCGGAUGUAUUAGGUUCCAAAAUCCGACUUUUUGGAUAUACUGUUAAUGUUAUGUUAGAGAAAGACCCCACUGAAUGAUUCAGAACAUGAAUAAUCAUUUUUGUCUCUCAAACAUGUAUUUUAUAACAUAAGGUAGGGAAAUUUCAUCACCAAAGCGCGUCUGGGCAGAGUCGGUGUACACCCUACCAUAUGUGAUGAUACCAUGUGUGAGUAUACAUUACAUAGUAAUCUGAUCUGUAUGUUAUUGCUGUGCCACAGUGUGUGUCAGGAGCAGCUGCCUGCUACGGGGGUGCCUAUCACACGCCACCGAUUCGACCACAUGCGGGAGAAGUUUGAUGAGUACGUGAAGAGCCGCACACUUCAGAACUGGAAGUUUUGGAUUGUAUCCUUUUUUUACCCUUAACAGUUACAUUUUAACAUAACUGUCAUAAUAAUAUAAGAUUCAAUCAGGCUACUUUUAAUAUUAUACUGGUUCAUUUUAUUUAGACCAGAUGGCUAGAUUAGAUGCUCUAUAUCAGCAAAGAAGAGCGAUCAUUUCUGACUGUUGGAAAAGCCCCCUAACCUCAGGUUUCAGACUCGGAAAGUAUUCAAACCCCUUGACUUUUUUCACAUUGUAUUACUUUAGCCUUAUUCUAAAAUGGAUUAAAUAAUUGUUUUCCCUUAUCAAUCUACACACUACCCCAUAAUGACAAAACGAAAACAGGUUUUUAUAAAUUUUUGCAAAUUUAUAUAAAAUAAAAAACAGAUACCUUAUUUACGUAAGUAUUCAGACUCUUUGCCAUGAGACUCGAAAUUGAGCUCAGGUGCGUCCUGUUUCCAUUGAUCAUCCUUGAGGUGUUUCUACGAUGAUUGGAGUCCACCUGUAGUAAAUUCAAUUGAUUUGACAUGAUUUGGAAAGGCACACACCUGUCUAUAUAAGGUCCCACAGUUGACAGUUCAUGUCAAAGCAAAAAUCAUGCCAUGAGGUCAAAGGAAUUGUCCAUAGAGCUCCGAGACAGAAUUGUGUCGAGGAACAGAGCUGGGGAAGGGCACCAAAAAAUAUAUGCAGCAUUGAAGGUCCCAAGAACAUCAUUCUUAAAUGGAAGAAGUUUGGAACCACCAAGACUCUUCCUAGAGCUGGCCGCCCGGCCAAACUGAGCAAUCGGGGAAGAGAAGGGCCUUGGUCAGGGAGGUGACAAAGAACCCGAUGGUCACUCUGAUAGAGCUCCAGAGUUCCUCUGUGGAGAUGGGAGAACCUUCCAGAAGGACAACCAUCUCUGCAGCACUCCACCAAUCAGGCCUUUAUGGUAGAGUGGCCAGACUGAAGCCAUUCCUCAGUAAAAGGCACAUGACAGCCCAUUUGGAGUUUGCCAAAAGGCACUUAAAGACACUCAGACCAUGAGAAACAAGAUUAUCUGGUUUGAUGAAGCCAAGAUUGAACUCUUUGGCCUGAAUGCCAAGCGUCACAUCUGGAGGAAACCUGUCAUCAUCCCUACGGUGAAGCAUGGUGGUGGCAGCAUCAUGCUGUGGGGAUGUUUUUCAGUGACAGGGACUGGGAGACUAGUCAGGAUCGAGGGAAAGAUGAACGGAGCAAAGUACAGAGAGAUCCUUGAUGAAAACCUGCUCCAGAGCACUCAGGAACUCAGACUGGGGCGAAGGUUCACCUUCCAACAGGACAACGAGCAUAAGCACACAGCCAAGACAACGCAGGAGUGGCUUCGGGACAAGUCUCUGAAUGUCUGUGGCCCAGCCAGAGCCCGGACUUGAACCCGAUCGAACAUCUUUGGAGAGACCUGAAAAGAGCUGUGCAGCGAUGCUCCCCAUCCAACCUGACAGAGCUUGAGAGGAUCUGCAGAGAAGAAUGGGAGAAACUCCCCAAAUACAGGUGUGCCAUGCUUGUAGCGUCAUCCCCAAGAAGACUCGGCUGUAAUCGCUUCCAAAGGCGCUUCAACAAAGCAAUGAGUAAGAGGUCUGAAUACUUAUAUAAAUGUAAUAUUUCAGUAUAAAAAUAAAAAUGUAAAAAAUUAUAAAAACCUGUAUUUGCUUUGUCAUUAUGGGGUAUUGUGUGUAGAUUGAUGAGGGGAAAAACUAAAAUUAAUCAAUUUUAGAAUAAGGCUGUAACGUAACAAUGUGGAAAAAGUCAAGGGGUCUGAAUACUUUCCGAAUGCACUGUAUGUAUUAACGUAGUAAAAAGUUUAGUAUUUGGUCCAUUUUCCAAGCACGCAAUGUCUACAUCAAGCUUGUGACUCUAUAAACUUGUUGGAUGUAUUUGCAGUUUGUUUUGGUUGUGUUUCAGAUUAUUGUAUGUUUCUAAACACUUCUAUAUUAAUGUGGAUGCUACCAUUAUUAUGGAUAAUCCUGAAUGAAUUGUGAAUAAUGAUGAGUGAGAAAGUUAGAGGUACAAAGAUCAUACCCCCAAGACAUGCUAACCUCUCACCAUUACCAAUAACAGGGGAGGUUAGCAUUUUUGGAGGGGUAUGAUAUUUAUGCCUCUAACUUUCUCACUCAUCACUAUUCACGAUUAAUUCAUGGUAGCAUCCACAUUCAUGUAGAAGUGUUUAGAAACAUAUUCUAUUUUUAUUUACAAUUAAAGUGACUCCAAAAUGACACUACAUUAUUUACCAUCAAUUUCUAUUGGGCACAAAAUAAUCUGAAUCACAACCAAAACAAACUGCAAAUGCAUCCAACAAGUUUGUAGCCACAAGAUUUAUGUAGUCAUUGCAUGCUAGGAAUAUAUGACCAAAUACUACACCUUUGACUACUUUAAUACAAAUAUAAGUGAAUUUGUCUAAAUACUUUUGGUUCCCUAAUAUGGGGGACUAUGUACAAAGUGCUGUAAUUUCCAAUAUGAAUGAAAAUACCCUCAAAUUAAAGCUGACAGUCUGCACUUUAACCUCAUAGUCAUUGUAUCAUUUCAAAUCCAAAGUGCUGGAGUACAGAGCCAAAACAACAACAAAAGUCACUAUCCAAAUACUUUUGGACCUCACUGAAGGACUGUGAUACCAUGAGCCAUCUGAGUAUAUCUGUCCUGUCUGUCAGUGUGAGAAAGGAAUAGGAUGCAAAUUCAGAUCUGUUUCCUCAAUAGUGUGUGUUUGACCCUUGACCCACCAUCCUUAGUUCAGCAUCAUCAUUAAGCCCCUGUUUGAGUCCUUCAAUGGGACGGUCUCCACCACAAGCAAAGGGGAGCUGUGUGAGACCACACUGCAAUGGCUGGACCGUCACUGCUCCCUGCCUGUGCUGAGGCCCAGUGAGUAAACGACACGCAUCACCCCAAACCGCUCACACACACGUUGUUUUCAAUUAAAUGGUAGCUGUGUCAGAGUAGGACAGUGAGGAGGUGGGUAGAGAAGGCACAGCUGGCUAAUGGUUCCAUUAUCGCAUUUCACUAUGAUUUUGACUUGAAUGACUGUCUUUCUGUAGGUGUUAGAUGGUAUGUGUGAUGUACGCUAUACUUCUUUCUUUAGAAUGUAUAAAAGUCCAUUCCACCCCCAUUUCUUUCCAAGGAAAGAUUUGCUACCUGGUGUGUCAUGGUCUGUCAAACACUAUCACACACAAUCUUUUCCCUGUCAUUUAUUUACAAGAAAGAACACAUUCAGUCUCUUGGGCAGCCUCUGUGUGAGACACACUCUCUAAGAGAAGAGAUCUCAUGAUAUGAGGGAGGGAUGUUAACGUCAGAGAUUAUUAUCGCUGGAGACUGUUCAGUUCACUAGUUUAUAUUACUACGGUCUGAUUAGCAUGCUGUCGGAAGUAGGAUCAUGAGUCAGCUGCACAAUCUGAAGCCCUACUGAGAGGCAUGCUAGCUCCUUGUCGUUAUCUUGUUUUGUGUAACUUGUUUUCACACAAAAUGUCAACUGUGAUGAAUGUAUAGCUGAUUGGUCUUUCUGUUGUCCAGUGGUCCUAAGCACUCUCCGGCAGCUCAGCACGAGCACAUCUGUCCUUACUGACCCCACCCUGCUGCCUGAGGAAGCCACCCAGGCUGUCACCAACACCCACAGGCACUCUGCAGACUCCUAG
This is a messenger RNA of Coregonus sp. 'balchen', 7195 nucleotides long. The record is from the annotation of a GenBank genome assembly. NCBI's taxonomy places the organism in Eukaryota, Metazoa, Chordata, Actinopteri, Salmoniformes, Salmonidae.